This is a messenger RNA of Cooperia oncophora, 1050 nucleotides long. NCBI's taxonomy places the organism in Eukaryota, Metazoa, Nematoda, Chromadorea, Rhabditida, Trichostrongylidae. The record is from the annotation of a GenBank genome assembly.
AUGUCAUCUUCGAGUAAGUCGAGCCGAACCGACAAAAGCAGCCUGAACAGCUUUGGCAAAUCAAAGAAGAGCUGGAUUCGCUCGUCCUUAACCAAGGCGUUCUCAAAGAAAAAGAAUAAAAACGGUGGGAUGUCGGAUACCGAGAGUUCACCGCAUCACGCGCUUAAUACCAUAAGUGGAUCGUCAUCCAGGUUGGAAGAAGUCGAAGUGGAUGAACUGAAAAAGAAGUUGGAAGACCGCGAUGUGGCACUGACGGAUAUUCGACUGGACGCUUUGGACAAAGCUCGAGAAGUUGAUAUCUUGAGGGAAACUGUGAACCGAUUGAAAGCACGAGGAAUAAACAGCUGGGCUUGUCCCGGUACUUGCGCGGCCGUGGUUCAAGAGCUUCGUCCCAGGCCUCCAUCCCUAUGCUUGGUGACGAAGAUCCCUGUCUACGAAGCACCACCUAGCAGCUCCAGUGGCAGCUAUUCGAGCAAAAGAUCGUCGGGUUGCAAUUCUGUAAAGGUGACGGUGAAUGUCGAUUUGCGCGGUGUGAUCAGCAACGCCAUCUGUCCGGACAAUGAGAUUAUCAUCGGCUUCUUGGCGAUCCCAGGAAAAGACGUCGCCUGGGAAGAGCUCGAUCAACAAAUAUUCUCGCUGUUCGAGGCUUACAUUGCCCGAAUAGAUCCAGAUCAUCACCUUGGACUACAUUGCACCGAAAGUGUGAUCGGCUAUCAGAUGGGUGAACUGGUUCGCGAAAAAGGUGCCACCCCACCGGAACAGAUCCCUGGAGAUGUUUUAGCCCCCACGACGACUGUUAGGAUGUUCUUGAGAGGUGCUGCUCAACAUGCUGUCGACUCCCUUGUACUCGAAUGCCUAUUUCCUCGAACAAUGCUCGAACAAUUGCUCAAAUUCUUGCUGUCACAUAGGCGAUUAGUGCUUUCUGGAGCCACUGGAAUUGGCAAAAGCAACCUUGCACGUCAGCUCGCCACCUAUCUUUCCGUCAGAAUCGGUCUUGACCGUAACGGAGUUGUUGACGUGCGGAUACCGGAAGAUACCAGUGACCAGUGA